This is a messenger RNA of Esox lucius (northern pike), 1535 nucleotides long. Its product is annotated as opsin-1, short-wave-sensitive 1. Lineage: Eukaryota; Metazoa; Chordata; Actinopteri; Esociformes; Esocidae. Gene Ontology annotation, cellular component: neuron projection; membrane. Gene Ontology annotation, biological process: neuropeptide signaling pathway. The coding region runs from base 870 to 1409 and encodes 179 amino acids. Gene Ontology annotation, molecular function: G protein-coupled receptor activity; neuropeptide binding. The transcript is spliced from 7 exons. The record is from RefSeq and is a predicted model, not a curated record.
AUGUAUGAAAUUAAUAUUCUGUAUUUCUUUUUACAGUCUCUGCCUAAAUACAGAACUACAUUAAAAUAUUAUGUUGAUUGUCGAUCUGCACAGAAAACCUAACCCUAACCUAGCUAUAACCUUAACCUCAAUAACAUAAUCUUUAUGCCAAACCUAACCUAGCCCUAAUGCCUAACCCGUAAUGACUAAACUGAAUAGUAACCCCAAUUUUAACACUCUGUCCAAUUCUAUAUUUAUCUCCAAACCUAACCCAGCCAGAAUUUUCAUUUUCUCCAGUGGUAACCUGCCAAAAAAUCUUCUGGAAACUGAUUUGUCAGAUUUGUCAUUGGGUCCCCAAAUUUAAACAUAGAUCUGGAUCUUUCACUCACUCACACGCACGCACACACAUACACACAGCUUAAUAAGGGAUACGGCAGUCAAGGCAAAUGAAGCAGGACAGUUUUAAUUGGCAUGUUGAUGGUGUUUUGAUGACAAUCUGGCUGAGUAAUCUUUCCUCCCAUAUUCAUAACUCCCUCUUUGUCGCUUCCCAUUGUUCUGGAUACCACCCCUCUUAAAAUGACGGAGUGGGCCAAUGGCACAGAGGUGGUGUUGGAGCGGUCCUGGACUGAGGUUGAGAGUGUAGGGAUUGGUUCCCCUGUAAAUACUGGGUCCCUUUCGUCAGUCUGACCCUCUCUGACCUUUGCUCGUCCCUGCUCCUCACCUCUGGCUCCCUACUGGCUAUACUGACUGAAGGUCAGAGGUCACCGUGGUGUGAGGUCGUCUGCUUGCUCAAAUUUGCCUUCAUCACUUCUUCUAUCGGCAGUAUAGCGAUUCUUUGCGUCCAACGGGCCACUGGCGUCGCCUCAACAGGAAGUAGCACCUCUGUUGUCAUGGCAAUGGCUUGUCUGUGUCCCUGGGUGACCGGGGUGGUGUGUGGAAGCAUCCCUGUGGUUUAUCACUGGGUCAGGUAUGACCCGGCCGAGAUGCUGUGCGGAGUGUUCUGGAUGAACAGCUACUCCGACAUGCUGGUCUACAUCCUCAGCGCUUUCUCCGUCUGCAUUUUCCUCCCCUUCCUCCUCAUUGUCUCCUGCUCUCUAGUCACCGCUGCAGGCUGUGGGAGGCACAGCGACUGUGAUCUGGAUGACCUCUCCUCUGUAACUCCACUGGUGGUGGUCUUCUACCUGUUCUGCUACACUCCCUUUGCUGUGUCUGAGCUGAUUCUCCUGGGUAGACUGGACCUAUCUCCGGCUCCUUAUUGGAUUAGAACCCUGUCGUCAGUGAUGUCAUACCUAGACUGUGUAUUGAACCCCAUCAUCUACGCCACCAAUCAGGACUUCCGUGUGGCAGGGCUCGCCUUGUUCUGGAGCAGUUGUAAGAAGCCUUUACAAUCAGAGCCUGUGUUGACAGUCAUGAACAGACUGGAACUGUAAACAUUGAACAUCGAAGUAACGAAUGUACAUUUAACACAUUUAGUAUAGAUUUGUUUUAAUUGAAAUAUUAUGGAAAUGACUGUAUUUGAAAUAUUAUGUCUUUCUUGCACUUGUUGACAUUUCUUA